Trichoderma asperellum CBS 433.97 is the source of this 177-nucleotide messenger RNA. NCBI's taxonomy places the organism in Eukaryota, Fungi, Ascomycota, Sordariomycetes, Hypocreales, Hypocreaceae. The record is from RefSeq and is a predicted model, not a curated record.
ACUCUUCUGUCGAUCCCAGAAUGCCAAGUAAACCACGCCAAAGCCAAGUCAAAGCCAAGACUUCCAUCGUUGGUUUCCGCGGGUCCCGUUGGCUCCUGCUUUGCCAAGACCAAGCUUUCGCUCUUCAGGAACAGCCCAGCGAUCGCACCUGCCAGAUGCAGGGAAGUACUUUCGUAG